AUGGACAAAAGUUCUCGGUGCUGCCAGGGGGCGGAGGGAGUCCGGUUUGGUGGUCUCAGGAUUCCAGCUCUGCUGUUUGCAGAUGAUGUGGCCGAGUGUGAAGUCAUGGUCCUCAGUCAGAAAAAGGUUGUUGUGACCUGCAAUGAAACAACAAUAACGGUGGAAAUAGCAAAGACCUACAACAUCAGACACAACGAGGACAAUCUGCGUCUUAAUGACUUCACUGAUCCUUCCUGCAGCCUGACAAGACUCUCAAAUGAAACUCACCUGGUGGCUGUUUUACCCCUGGGCACCUGUGGGACUCGUGUAGAGGAGGAUGCCGAUAACAUUUAYUUUAAGAAUGAUAUCACAUCUGCUGAUCCAAAUAAAGUUAUCACCCGGGCCCAUGAUGUUGAUUUCGCCAUCACCUGCUCRUAUCCAAAGAGAGCCAACCUGACUCUGGGCUUCUCGCACAAAAACCCGUACGCCUUCAGAGAGAAAGGCUUCGGUGCUUUCACCUUCCAGUUUGAAUUCUUUGAGAGCCAAAACUUCAGAAAACAAGUGGACCCCAGCAGCUACCCGGUGGAAGUUUACCUCAAGCAGAUGAUCUUCAUGCAGAUAGAGGCCACCAUGUCCAUCCCCAACACGGAGCUGUUCGUGGAGUCCUGCAGGGCCACUCCCUACGACAACCCCAACUCCCGUAUCAGAUACACCAUCAUUGAAAAUGGGUGUGUGAGGGACAAAACGGUACAAAUCUACCCCAGUUCCAAGUCUCAGUUCAGAUUUGGAAUGGAGACUUUCGAGUUCAUCGGCACUCAUGACGAGGUCUACAUUACCUGCUCCGUCAUGCUAUGUGAGACUGGUGUUGCUGGAACUCGGUGCUCUCAGGGCUGCAUCACAUCCAACUCAGGGCAUCGUCUCAGUAAGAGGGCAGCUUCAGCUCAGACCAACUCGCACUCCAUUUCCCAGGGGCCUUUGCACCUUGCUAGGACCUCUGACACCAAAGCAUCCGGGCCCGGCCUGAACCUGGGCCUGAACCUGGUCUUCAUUGUGGGCUGCCUCUUGGCAUGUGGAGUGAUCCUCUACAGAUCAAGAAGGAACAAAGCUAAAUAUGAACGCCUGCCGACCUCUGACACAGAAUAAAUUCCUGUUUGCUUCUUUUUAAAGGAAUUUUUAGGGUGUUUGUGAUUUUAAUGAUUCUCAUGUUCUGAAAAUACAAAGGUUGAGGUUAGUAAAAGAAUUAAAGUUCUUCUGUGGUUUGAAA
This is a messenger RNA of Austrofundulus limnaeus, 1243 nucleotides long. RefSeq names its product CUB and zona pellucida-like domain-containing protein 1. The record is from RefSeq and is a predicted model, not a curated record. NCBI's taxonomy places the organism in Eukaryota, Metazoa, Chordata, Actinopteri, Cyprinodontiformes, Rivulidae. The transcript has 6 exons. The coding region runs from base 1 to 1122 and encodes 373 amino acids.